AUGUUUCGGUUUCCGGUGCGGCAAUUGUGUCUUUUCAGAUCAUAUCCACAGUCCACCGACAUCAAAGCGAUUCUUCGUAGCCCAGUUUCCCUUGACAUCUACACUAAUCUCUACUUGAACUGCUACACUUCUCAGUCCUCUCCGUUGGUUGUUGCAAUUCCCAUGCCUCCUACCACUUCUUCUUGCCUCAAUCCCAUUCUUUGGGUCGUUGGGAUUAUUCACUCAGUAGACUUGAACAACCUUCAACUUCUGCUGAGGCUCGUUUGCCAUUUACUCAUCGCGUCGCUAUUGGCAGCACAUCCAUCCAAGCUAUGGGGCAAAAGUUAA
Molecule: messenger RNA, 327 nt
Organism: Protopolystoma xenopodis
Lineage: Eukaryota; Metazoa; Platyhelminthes; Monogenea; Polystomatidea; Polystomatidae
Source: the annotation of a GenBank genome assembly